AUCGAAUGCUAGACAAAGUCACCGCCAAUGACACCUGCCAUGGUCAAGGGUAAUGAAGACAACAAGCCUGGUUGUUUUACUUCUCAGUUGGCUAGAGUUCCCACCAGUGCAAUACUAUUUGUAUCACUAGUUUUGAGAAUUUCAUUCUUUUUGUUUGGACUUUAUCAGGAUGAGAAUAUGCCAUUACCAUACACGGACAUUGACUACUAUGUGUUUACAGAUGCUGCCAAGUUUGUAGCAAUCAACGAAUCACCAUUCUUGCGUGCAACCUAUAGGUACACACCUCUACUUGCCUGGAUCUUGGUUCCAACAACAUAUUCCACCCACCGACUAUGGUUUUCAUUCGGCAAGUUCAUAUUCAUAGUAUGCGAUUUGGUGACUGGUUACGUUUCAAUGAUCUCGUUACCUUCUCAUUACACUUAUCUCUCCACGAUCUGGUUAUUCAACCCCAUGGUGAUCACAAUCUCAACGCGUGGAUCGUCAGAGUCUUUGCUAACUUCAUUUGUCUUGCUCACAGCGUAUUUCCUAAUCAGAAAUAAUGGAAAGAAACUGACAGACAUCAUUGUGUCUGGGUUUCUGUUGGGAGUGUGUGUGCAUCUCAAAAUAUAUCCUUUCAUUUACGCUCCAGCCUUCCUACUUUACUUGGACGCCAACCAACCGUUAUACGCUCCAUUCACACAGAAACGUCUCCUGUUUGCCCUAAGCGCACUUGCAAGCUUUUCAGGACUAACAUACUGGAUGUAUUACGUCUACGGAUGGGAGUACUUAGACGAAGCUUACUUCUACCACCUCAUUAGGUUGGAUCACAGACAUAAUUUUAGCGUCUACAAUAUCUCCCUGUACUUGAACUCAGCUACGACAGCGGAAGUGGGCUCUUUCCAAUUUGAAAAAUGGGCAUUUUUGCCACAGCUUGCAUUGACUCUUUUCAUCAUACCUCUUAGUUUGAAAGAGGGACUGCAGUCGCAGGAUAAGAACUUUAGAGACAGCAUUUUGUACAAAAUUAUGUUUAUCCAGACAUUUGUGUUCAUCAUGUUGAACAAAGUUUGUACAUCUCAGUACUUCAUCUGGUUCUUGUGCUUAUUGCCACAAACACUUGUGGGAACAACCAUUAGCGGCAGGAAAGGGCUCGUGGUGCUACUCGGUUGGGUGCUCACCCAGGGAUUGUGGUUGUUUAAUGGCUGGAGGUUAGAGUUCUGCGGCAAGGCGGACAUCUUCAUCAGUGGACUCUUCUUUUCCAGCAGCCUCUUCUUUCUCUGGAAUACAUACAUGGCCUGUGUCUUUAUUCAAGACGUGCAGCAACAAAUCCGCCUCCAGAGACGAGAUCUGGAGCACAGAAAGAAGAUAUAGCUCUAAGCCAUGGGCCCUAUCAAGCCUCUUUUGCAGUACACCGCGCCUAAUAUAGUUACUAAAUAGAGACAUCUGUAAAUAGCGCCGAGGAACUUUGUUCUCUUUUUCCUGCGCUGCAGUAGCCAAACCUGCAUACUGAUAAAUCUGACACCCG
Messenger RNA from Pichia membranifaciens NRRL Y-2026, 1501 nucleotides. RefSeq lists its product as hypothetical. Gene Ontology annotation, cellular component: membrane; glycosylphosphatidylinositol-mannosyltransferase I complex. The coding region runs from base 28 to 1347 and encodes 439 amino acids. Lineage: Eukaryota; Fungi; Ascomycota; Pichiomycetes; Pichiales; Pichiaceae. Gene Ontology annotation, biological process: GPI anchor biosynthetic process. The record is from RefSeq and is a predicted model, not a curated record. The transcript has a single exon. Gene Ontology annotation, molecular function: GPI mannosyltransferase activity; alpha-1,4-mannosyltransferase activity.